GAAGCGUACACCUAUUUCGGUGUGCGUGAACAGAACAAUCCUUUCCUCUACAUCGUAGUUCCUGAGCAUCUGAGAAACUCGACAAUACAUGAGCAGCUGCUGAAGAAUAGUAAAGAACUCGUCACUCCUCACGACUUGCACUCCACCUUGAAGGAUAUUCUUUAUUUCCAACCAAAAUCGAUGUUCACGGAUUUGAAGUAUAAACGCUUCGACAGUAAUCGGUAUGGUUCCUCUUUGCUGAGACAGUUUGAAAGCGGUGUGAAGCGAACCUGCAAGACGCUUCCAAUACCUUUUCAAUACUGCAUAUGCCAGUUCAAGAAGAAAAGAGUC
Molecule: messenger RNA, 330 nt
Organism: Ostertagia ostertagi
Lineage: Eukaryota; Metazoa; Nematoda; Chromadorea; Rhabditida; Trichostrongylidae
Source: the annotation of a GenBank genome assembly